Messenger RNA from Penicillium roqueforti, 843 nucleotides. RefSeq names its product putative short-chain dehydrogenase/reductase family protein. Gene Ontology annotation, molecular function: oxidoreductase activity. The record is from RefSeq and is a predicted model, not a curated record. Bases 1 to 843 code for a protein of 280 amino acids. NCBI's taxonomy places the organism in Eukaryota, Fungi, Ascomycota, Eurotiomycetes, Eurotiales, Aspergillaceae. The transcript is spliced from 4 exons.
AUGGCUGCCACUACUCCCCGAGGACGUCUCCAAGGCAAGAAUGCCAUCAUCACAGGUGCAGGCGGUGGCAUCGGCCUCGAAACCAGUAUUCUCUUCGCCCGAGAGGGUGCCAAUGUCCUGAUGGCCGAUGUCUCCGAGCCCGCCCUCGCAAAGGGACUGGCCAAGGUGAAGGAAUUGGUUCCCACCGCUCGAGUCGAGUCGAUCCGAUGUGAUGUGUCCAAGGAAUCGGAUGUGCAGGCAAUGGUUGAGUCACAGGAUAGCUGGGGAGGCACCGACGUGAUUUUCAACAACGCCGGAAUCAUGCACGCCAACGACGCAGAUGCCAUCGAUACCCCCGAGAAGAUCUGGGACCUCACACAGAACAUUAAUGUUAAGGGUGUCUGGUUCGGCAGCAAGCACGCCGUCCUCAGUCUGCGUCGCCACAAGAAGUCCCGUGGCAGUAUCAUCAACACAGCUAGUGUGGUGGCCUUGGUUGGUGCCGCCACUCCCCAGCUUGCGUACACGGCGAGUAAGGGUGCGGUCCUGGCGAUGACUCGGGAGUUGGCGAUCGUUCACGCUCGUGAGGGAUUCCGUUUCAACGCUCUCUGUCCGGCUCCCCUAAACACCCCUCUUCUGCAAGACUGGCUGGGUGAUGACAAGGCCAAGCGGUUCCGCCGGGAGGUGCACUUCCCCACCGGUCGGUUUGGUGAACCCAUUGAGCAGGCUCACGCUGUGGUUUUCCUGGCCAGCGACGAGAGCAGCUUCGUGAACGGAACGGACUUUGUAGUCGAUGGUGGAAUGACCAAGGCUUAUGUGACCCCGGAGGGACCGGCAACUCCUGCCCCUCAGAACAAUGGCAAUUAA